Messenger RNA from Ziziphus jujuba (common jujube), 1417 nucleotides. RefSeq names its product probable WRKY transcription factor 29. The coding region runs from base 118 to 1296 and encodes 392 amino acids. Gene Ontology annotation, molecular function: transcription cis-regulatory region binding; DNA-binding transcription factor activity. The record is from RefSeq and is a predicted model, not a curated record. Gene Ontology annotation, biological process: regulation of DNA-templated transcription. Gene Ontology annotation, cellular component: nucleus. NCBI's taxonomy places the organism in Eukaryota, Viridiplantae, Streptophyta, Magnoliopsida, Rosales, Rhamnaceae. The transcript is spliced from 2 exons.
UAUCAAAGUCAACUAAAUGAAAAUUUGCAAAUUGGGGGUUUGCAAAAGGAAUUGGGCGCACUGAGUUCACAAACCAGUUGCAAAUCAUGUUAAUCUCUAUCCUCAUACUAUCUAUAUAUGCAAACAAGCCCUUUGAAUUUCUUCCAUUAUUAUCUCUUUAUUAAACAAUUUGAAAGUCAGCUCUGUCUCUCUGUCUCUCUUUCAAUGGAGAACUGGGACUUGCAAUCUGUGGUAAAAGGAUGUUGCACCACUAGUACUCUUGGAGCUCCUACCAGUUCUGUGUUCAUGGAAUCUUUUACUUCUUCUUCUUCAUCAUCAUCAUCAUCACCUUGUUGUAAUCUUCUUCCUUUUCGCAAUCCAGAAGAUGAUAUAUUUCACUCUUUUCCUCAUCUUUUUGAAACCACAACUGCUUUAGAUGAACUUGAACAACUUUAUAAACCCUUUUGUCCUCCUGCUUUGCACCCUUUGAUUUCCUCUCCAACCGUUGUAACCUCCCUUAUGGAUGUUCCUAAAGAGGUCGAAUUACCGGAGAAGAAGCCGAAAGACAUGAAAGAUUCUGUAAUUAAACAUAAGAGAAGAAAAAACCAGCAGAAGAGAGUGGUGAAAGAGGUUAAAGAAGAUGGUUUAAGCUCGGAUAUGUGGGCAUGGAGAAAAUAUGGACAGAAACCAAUAAAGGGAUCUCCACAUCCAAGAAGCUAUUACAGGUGUAGCAGCUCAAAAGGUUGUCCGGCAAGAAAACAGGUUGAAAGAAGCUCUUCUAAUCCCGAAAUCUUCAUCAUAACCUACACUGCGGAACACAUCCACGCUCAUCCGGUUCGUCGAAACUCGCUUUCCGGAAGCAGCAGAAGCAAAUUCCCAGCAUCAUCCAAACACAAAAGCGACAAAAAGAAUUCUUGUUUGGUGGAAUCCAUUGAAGAUGAUGAGCUUGUUCAAACUGUGAGGGUUAAAAAGGAGGAAGAACAGGAACAAGUUGUUGACGUUGAGAUCGAGAGGAAUGAGAUUGAGAUGAUGGAUAUGAUGUUAAGCCAUGAAGGAACGAUUCCAAGCUCAUCAUCAGAGGAUUUUGUUGAUAAUAAACAAACCUCAUUAGAACCAGACAUGGAUAGUAGAUUUCUGGAUGAUCAGUUUUUCUCAGAUGGGUUCGUUGAUGCUUGGUUUCUUGAUCAGCCUGCAAAAUUAAGCUCUCUAGAUGAUUCACUAAACAGCAAUAGUGAAGACUAUUCAACAUGGGGAUUAUCAAAUUUAGAUCGGUUUCUAAACGAAGCAGAAGAAGAAGAAGAAGAUGAUGAAGAAUAGUCUAUGUUAUAUAUAUGUAUUAUUAGUCUUUGUUUUGUUUGAUUUCUGAUGAGAGUUUUUGUUUUUGAUAUCAAAUGUAGAGUUUAACUUCACAUGAAUAAUAUGGAAACAGGAUCAGGAA